AUGGCGGCCCCGAGCUCGAAGACGGUCACAGACCUCAACGGAACUUGGGUUCUUGAGCUGACGAUCCCGAAGCAAGGCAUGUCCUGGAUCAAUCGCAAAGUGCUGUCUCUGGGCCGGAUCACCCUCCGGAUGACGCAGAAGAGGAAGGAAUCCAUCCCCUCCUCUGCAGCCAUCGAAGGCUACGGCGGCGGGAUAUACGAAGUGCGACAACUGCAGACGGUCAACCCGGGUGGCUUCACGGCCGAAGACGUGUACCUCCUUGACGGCGAGAUGCGCGAGUCUACGGUGCCGAUCUGGGGCCGUGUCGCAUCGCGACUGAGAAUGUGCGGGUCUCGGACAGAGGUGGAAAACAUCGACAUGUUCAAGGACGGCGGCGGCGGAGAUAAUGCGAGGGCAGCGGAGGGGGCUGUCAUUGAGGAGAAGACGGUCAGCAUCGGGGGAGGCGGGUGGACAAGUAUGCUGGUCUGGGGCUUCGAAGAGGUCGCGGGGGAGAGACGAUUUACGCAGUGCUGCCUCACGGUCAAAGGCGAGACAAGACAGCAGGCCAGUAUUGUCUAUGAUUAUGUUGCGUAG
This is a messenger RNA of Colletotrichum destructivum, 573 nucleotides long. RefSeq lists its product as uncharacterized. The coding region runs from base 1 to 573 and encodes 190 amino acids. The record is from RefSeq and is a predicted model, not a curated record. NCBI's taxonomy places the organism in Eukaryota, Fungi, Ascomycota, Sordariomycetes, Glomerellales, Glomerellaceae. The transcript has 2 exons.